ACUUGUGGGCUAAGUCCCACCAACUCCAUAAUAUAUUUGGAUUUGGAGAGCUUGGGAUAUAGUUUCAUUUGCGGAGAGAUUUACAAUAUAUUUCCCACCUCUCCAAUUUUCUCCCAUCUUCACAUAGCUAUGCUUAGUAAAAGAACCCAUCCCAUGAUGGAAAGAUUAUCUGAAUUAUUUGUUUCCGGCAACCGUGGUGGAUUCUUGGAUGUUUCCAGUGCUAGUCCAAGAAGUGCAUUGGAGUACAGACUUCAAUCACCUAGAGGUCUAAAGAAUUAUGAUCUUGGUGGGGUUGGCUUGGGUAUUGUUGCUGCCCUUGAGAAACCUAGCAGUGAUGGGGGACAUGAAAUUUUAGCAAAAUAUGCAAUUUACAGUCCAAAUAUGAAUAGGUCGGAUCCUAUUUCUGUUAGUUCUGGUAAAAACUGUGAGAGAUGCAACAACUGUGAUCUUAAGGAAAUGGAGAUGGAAAGCUUGGAGGAUUAUACUUACGUCACAAGCCAUGGACCUGAUAAGUCCUCGACUAAGGUGUAUUAUGAUAAUGGAAAAAAAGGGCACGAUAGAAUUGGUGUUGUUUCUAUGGAUAGAGAAUCGCCGGCGAGAUUUGUCGAUGAAGCUGCGUUGUAUCCCACCUCAGAUUUUCUCAGUUCAUGUCACUUGUGCAGGAAAAGGCUCCAUGGGAAAGACAUAUACAUGUACAGAGGAGAGAAAGCAUUCUGUAGCAUGGAGUGUCGAUCAAGACAAAUAAUGAUAGACGAGCGCAAGGAACAGUGCAGAUCAAAGGUUUCAAGAUCUGCAGAUGUUUCAAGCUCCUCUUACACAAGAAGCCCUAUCUUCUCAACUGGAAUUCUUGCCAUUUAGACCUGAUAUAUAAAACAUAUCUUCAUCACCCACUGCCUAUAUCUCCAAGAAAAUUAUAUAGAUUUAUAAUUUUGAAAAGGAAUUUUUUUUUUUCCUUUUUUAGAUAUUAGGGAAGAGUUUAUGCUGUAGCCAAAAUUAUGAAGUUGAAGAUGCAAAUUGGAUA
Hevea brasiliensis (rubber tree) is the source of this 1021-nucleotide messenger RNA. Its product is annotated as FCS-Like Zinc finger 13. The record is from RefSeq and is a predicted model, not a curated record. The coding region runs from base 130 to 858 and encodes 242 amino acids. The transcript is spliced from 2 exons. Lineage: Eukaryota; Viridiplantae; Streptophyta; Magnoliopsida; Malpighiales; Euphorbiaceae.